AUGCGCUCCAGGCAACAUCACGACGAAAAGCCAUCCCUCUACAGUGCUGGCUCUUCGCUUGACUCCACCAGCGACACCAUUCGGGACAAGACCGGAAAGCUUUACACCCCAUCCUCCUCAAACCCAUCGUCACACAGCACCGGCCUCGGUCUAGGCAUCGGUGCCCAACCUGGUGCAUCUGCAGCCGCCACCAGUAUAGUCUCCAAACGCGAGCACCGCAUCAUCGCCGCUCUCGUCGUCCUUGCGCUACUUGUCCGCAUGCGCAAACUGGGCCAGCCCUCGAGUGUCGUCUUUGACGAGGUCCACUUUGGCGGCUUUGCUGCCAAGUACAUCCAGGGUCGAUUCUUCAUGGACGUGCAUCCUCCUCUGGCCAAACUGCUCAUCACACUCGCUGCUUGGCUCGGUGGCUUUAACGGCGAUUUCGAUUUCAAGGACAUUGGCCGCGAGUAUCUUCAUGGCAAGGACACGCCUGUGCCGUAUGUCAUGAUGCGUGGUCUCAAUGCGCUCUUGGGUGUGGCCACUGUGCCUCUUGCCUACCUCACGCUGCGUGGGCUGUCGCUACGAGCUUCAACCGCGACGCUCGGUGCCUUUUUCGUUCUGUUCGACAAUGCCCUUAUCACCCAGAGCCGUCUUAUCCUUCUCGACUCGAUCCUCGUUUUCUUCACCGCGCUCACCGUCUAUUUUUGGGUCGCUUUCUGCAACGAGGAGAAGCGUACACCUUUCUCGCUGCGCUGGUGGGCGCUGCUUUCGCUCACGGGUCUCAGCCUGGGUGCCGUGGUCAGUUCCAAGUGGGUCGGUCUCUUCACCAUUGCCACAAUCGGCGUCUCGGUCAUCGCUCAGCUGUGGGAGCAUCUCGGUGAUGUUCGCCAGCCUGUGCGGACGCUUGUGCGUCACUUUUGCGCGCGUGCUAUUUGCCUCAUUGGCUUGCCCAUCCUUGUUUACCUCUUGACGUUCGCCAUCCAUCUAGGCCUGCUUCAUCGCAGUGGCGAAGGCGAUCCUUUCAUGAGCAGCGCUUUCCAGCACACGCUGCACGGACACGGCAUGGCCGACACCUAUGCCGACGUCGCGCUGGGCUCCACCGUCGCUAUCAAGCAUCUCAACACGCAGGGCGGCUAUUUGCACUCUCACGUUGCCACGUACCCGGCCGGCAGUCAGCAGCAGCAGAUCACGCUCUACCCGCACGCGGAUGAAAACAAUGAUUGGCUGAUCGUCAAAGCGCCUGGUCCGGAGGAUCCCGCGGCCAAGUUGGAUGACAAGGGCCAUCCUCUUCGACCGGAGGACGAGGUAACCCGCUUCCACCAGGAUCCUAUUCGGUACUUGACGCACGGUAUGGAGAUCCGACUGAUCCACAAGAGCACCGACAAGCGGCUGCACAGUCACGACACCAACCGCCCACCCGUUACGGAGAGCGACUACCAGAACGAGGUCACUGCAUACGGCUUCGAAGGUUUUGGCGGAGACGCCAACGACAACUUCCACGUCGAGAUCGUCGAGGGCGACAAGACGGAUCGUGCUUCGUCGACGCGUGUUCGCGCGCUCAGGACGCACUUCCGGCUGCGACACACGUUGACGGGCUGCUAUCUGUUCUCGCACAAGGUCACGCUGCCCGAUUGGGGCUUUGGGCAGCAGGAGGUGACGUGCAACAAGAACCCGACCAUGCCGAAUUCGCUGUGGUACGUCGAGACGAACACACAUCCGUUGCUUGUCAGUCCCACGGAUGCCAAGACGCGCGUGGAGAUGGUGAACUACCGCCGUCCGAGCUUCUUGGAUCGCUUCUGGGAGUUGCAGCAGGUCAUGUGGGAGACCAACGCUGGCCUGACCGAUAGGCAUGCGUACGACUCGCGCCCGCAGACCUGGCCAAUGCUCAAGCGCGGCAUCAACUUUUGGACCAAGGACCACAGGCAGAUCUAUCUGAUCGGCAAUCCGAUCGUGUGGUGGGGUGCGUUCUUGGCCAUCUUGGCCUACCUGGGUGCGAGGGGGUUGCUCAUGCUGCGUGCCCAGCGCGGGUAUGGCGACCUGAAGGACAGCAGGGUGCGCUUCUACGACCAGACGUGUGGCUUCCUCGCGCUCGGGUGGAUUCUGCACUACCUGCCCUUCUUCUUGAUGAACCGACAGCUGUUCUUGCACCACUAUUUGCCCGCGCUGUACUUUUCGAUUCUCAUCCUGGCGGUGGUGUUCGAUUUCUCGACGUCGACGUUGAGGCCGAGGUUCAGGUUGGUUGCGGGUGUGUUGGUGGCCGUGGUGGUGCUGGCUGGGUUUGUAAGGUAUACUCCGUUGACGUAUGGAGGGGAUUGGACGUUGGCAGCGUGCGAGAAGGCGAGGUGGAGGAAAGGGUGGGACUUCAACUGCGCAGAGUUCCCAACGGAUUUGGCAGAGUUCCAGAAGAUCCCGCCGAGCGUCCAGACGCUCGAGUGGGCGAUGGAAAAGAACAAGGCGCAACCGGUCGCGGCACACGGCAGCGUUAACGGGACACAGGACAGCGGGGCGGCGGAACCGGGACGCCAUGCAUUCGAGCACGUACCCCUCCGAGCCAUGCAGUCCUCCGCCGCGGAGGUGGUCAAACAUCUCAAGGACGGCCUACAGCACGAGGUCGACUACGUCAAAGGCAAAGUGCUCGGCAAGAGCGAGGGUGGGGCUGAUCCUGUGGCACAGGGCAAAGCCGCUGAUCCGGCCGGAUUGGACCAGCAGCAGAUCGAACAGGUGAUGCUCGCGGGCACCGCCGAGGUGGUCAAGGACGUCGCUGCGGAGAGCGCUGCGGCGGGGAAGGUGGCGACCGAGCCGAGUCAGGCGGCCAAGUUUGAUGCGCAUGCGGACGAGGAGGCGCACGAGGCCGCGGACGUGGUGGCUGCCGAUCGCGCCGAGUCGCCGAAGGACGUGUAG
Messenger RNA from Sporisorium graminicola, 2880 nucleotides. RefSeq lists its product as uncharacterized. The transcript has a single exon. Gene Ontology annotation, cellular component: endoplasmic reticulum; membrane. The record is from RefSeq and is a predicted model, not a curated record. Gene Ontology annotation, molecular function: dolichyl-phosphate-mannose-protein mannosyltransferase activity. NCBI's taxonomy places the organism in Eukaryota, Fungi, Basidiomycota, Ustilaginomycetes, Ustilaginales, Ustilaginaceae. Gene Ontology annotation, biological process: protein O-linked glycosylation via mannose. The coding region runs from base 1 to 2880 and encodes 959 amino acids.